AUGGAGCGCCUCGGCAACAAACGCCUCGAGGCAGAAAUCACUCGCAUAUGGGAUAACAUCAAAGCAUCAGAAGCUCGCGAGGUAUCUGCUUUAUCAACCGACUCCCAAGCUCAGCAGGAGAGCACCAGCAGUAAGGGAGUACCAGGUAGGAGCGAGCACGACAUGGCCGUCACAAAGAAAACCAUUUCCCGCAGAUUGGGCAGUAAAAAUGCCGCCAAGCUGUGGCCCUACGUGACAAGCUUUAGUAUGGUGAGGGAGAUGCGUACUGUUGCGAAUACGGGGAUCUCGUUUGAGAAAGUGAUCCAGACACUUAAUCGGGUCGUUCUUGAUCGACUGGUUAAGCCUCAUCCUGGAUAUCUUCUUACGACGGCGUUGUCGAAGGUUGAUUUUGUUGCUGCUUCGAAGGAUACUGAGAGGGAAGAGGUUACUGCUGAGGAAGCGCAGCAACAGGGUUAUGUCUUUGAAGUAAUGAGUUUCUUCUACACUGCCACUUGCUGCAAACAUGACCACGAAAAAUGA
Molecule: messenger RNA, 519 nt
Organism: Aspergillus chevalieri
Lineage: Eukaryota; Fungi; Ascomycota; Eurotiomycetes; Eurotiales; Aspergillaceae
Exons: 1
Coding region: 1-519 (172 amino acids)
Source: RefSeq, a predicted model, not a curated record